Trichoderma reesei QM6a is the source of this 754-nucleotide messenger RNA. RefSeq lists its product as uncharacterized. The transcript has 3 exons. NCBI's taxonomy places the organism in Eukaryota, Fungi, Ascomycota, Sordariomycetes, Hypocreales, Hypocreaceae. The record is from RefSeq and is a predicted model, not a curated record. Bases 146 to 754 code for a protein of 202 amino acids.
CAUUUCCACCAGUUUCCACCAAGUGGUCACCCGAGCCCAUAUAGAUAUCUUAUUACAGCCAAACCGAACUCACCCUUCUCCUCUCACAACCUCACCUCUUCAUCUCACCAACCAAAACGCUCAGGUUACCUAUCUUAUCAACAACAUGCUCAAAUACGUCGAAGCAGCCGCAAGCUGGCUCUUCGCCAGCGCCAAAGGCCGCGACGCAAAAGCCUUCACAAAGGGCCCUGCCUUCACCUCCCACCCGGCCCCAACCAUCCCCAUCACCUCUCCCGACUGCGGCCCGGACGGCGCCGUCCUCUCGCCCGCGUACAUGCACGGAGCGCAGCAGGGCAAGUUUCCCGAGCUGGAGUGGGAGGCUGUCGAGGGCGUCAGGCAGUGGCUGCUUGUGUCGGAGGAUCCGGAUGCGCCGCUGCCCACGCCCAUCUGUCACGGGAUAUAUCUUGGGAUUGACAAGGAUAAACUGUCUGUGACAAACGACGACUUUCAGCAGCAAGACGACAACAAGUCUACCAAGCUCAAGGGCGGCUUCUACUAUGGCGCCAACCGCCGCGGCAACGUCUACAUUCCCCCUCGGCCUCUCCUCAAUCACGGCAUCCACAGAUACUUCUUCGACAUUAUUGCUCUAAGCGAACCCCUGGACGAGACUCUUGUCGCUUCCAAGCCCACUCGAGAGCAGGUUGCAAAGGCAAUCGAUGGCAAGGUGAUUGCUUGGGGUCGUUGGACGGGCCAGUGCGAGAGGAAGUGGGAAUAA